AUGAAGUUGUUGGCUUUACUCCUGGACUCCUCGGCGAUUGCCACCCUUCUACUCGCUGUAACAACGGGCUAUGUGGUCUAUCAGGUCUUCUUUUCUCCGCUAGCUGCAUUUCCUGGCCCUUUCUGGGCCAAGGUUACCUACUGGUAUUGGGCCUGGCGAUCGAUGAGAGGACAGGCUCAUCGUGAUCUUGUCAACCUCCAUCAAAGAUAUGGCUCGGUGCCUGAAGAGGCUGGAGGCAAGUUCCGCAAAUCCGCCGUACACGAUACAGUCACAGGAACGCGACCUUUUGAUCUGCUUGCUCAGAGAGACGAGAAGAUCCACUCUGGGCAGCGAAGACUGGUGGCUUCAGCUUACACCAUGGACUCGAUUGUUUACCUCGAGCCCAUGGUGGACUCCCUCAUCGUUUCUACCAUGGAGAAGCUCAGUACACUACCUGGUGAUAUUGAUCUAGGAGGGUGGAUCCAGCUUUUUGCAUUCGAUGUCAUCGGAGCAAUUAGCUUCUCCCGGCCGAGCGGUUUUAUUGAAGCCGGAGAUGAUGGUGGAAUAUUCAGGAGAAUGCAGAACUCACUGUCAUCUAUCUCUUGGCUAAUGUACGUCGACUGGUUCUACUCCCUGUACCAGCGACUGAUGCCGGUGAUCGGAAACUGGCUAGCCGCCAACGAUCGAAACGGGCAUUUCUUCAACUUUGCUCGACAGGAGAUCACCGCGCGGAAGGAUCGCGCCGGCAACACAAAGGAUAUGGCCAGUCAGCUAUUUGCAGUGCAGCAUACUAAAACCGAGUUAGACGAUACUAAUAUUGCAUUUAUGAUGGCAUCUAAUGUCCUUGCUGGCUCGGACACUACAUCAACAUCGGCUCGUGCAGUGAUCUACCUGCUUCUGAAGAACCCCAAAUCCCUGCAGCGGCUGCUGGACGAAACAGAAGAACGAAAAUCAGACGGAAGGUUGAGUUACCCGGUUAAGUUCCAGGAAGCAGAGUCUUGGCCUUAUCUGCAGGCGGUAAUGUAUGAAGCGAUGCGACUAUAUCCCGCUGUUGGAAGAAAUCUGGAUAGAGAUGUGCCAGCAGGAGGACUUCGAAUCGGAGAUCACUGGGUCCCCGAGGGUGUAAGUUUGUCUUUUCAUUGUUCUUGCACCAGUAAAGUAAUGAUACUUUUCCAGACCAUGGUGGGUUCGACUGCCUGGGCCAUCCACCGGAUUCCUGAAAUUUGGGGACCUGAUGUCGAAGACUUCCGUCCGGAGAGAUGGCUUGACGAGGAAUAG
This is a messenger RNA of Aspergillus terreus NIH2624, 1257 nucleotides long. RefSeq lists its product as uncharacterized. NCBI's taxonomy places the organism in Eukaryota, Fungi, Ascomycota, Eurotiomycetes, Eurotiales, Aspergillaceae. Gene Ontology annotation, molecular function: iron ion binding; monooxygenase activity; oxidoreductase activity, acting on paired donors, with incorporation or reduction of molecular oxygen. The record is from RefSeq and is a predicted model, not a curated record. The coding region runs from base 1 to 1257 and encodes 418 amino acids. The transcript has 3 exons.